UUUCACUCUCUCUCUCUCUCUCUCCCAAACCCUAAACCAACUCCUCCUCUUCCUAUAGGACACCGCCACACUGGAUUCACUCCUUAUUGUACGGUUCUAAACACACACAAACACAAUAUUAACAACAACAACAACAACAACAACCACGUCGUACUACAACAACAAAAACAGCUUCAGAGGUAGUAGAAACUCAAACUAGAGAGAGAGAAAGAGACAAAGGAAGCACUGAAACACAAAAAAGAGGUUUUCUGGGACUCUGGAAGUGGAAGCUGUGUACGUAUAUUCUGGGCAGCAUAGAUUGAUUCCUCAGAUUCUUAAACCUAAAAUUUCAGCCUUUUUUUUGUUUUUUUUUUUCCAAAAAAAACAAACAAACAUAUACUGUAAAUAAAAGAAGGGUCUGUAUUCCACUUGGACAUCCACCUCACUCUCUCCAAAACGCCAUCAAAGCAGGUGCUUCCAAGAUAUUGCUAAGGGUGCAAGUGAUCUGGUCGUAAACUGUGGAACUUAAAGGGGAUUUUAUGAAACAAUCUUUGAUGGGGACAGGGGAAGAGGGCACACCUCCUAAGCCUUCCAAACCAGCUUCUUCAACUCAGGAGAUACCGACAACACCUUAUGCUGAUUGGUCGAGCAUGCAGGCUUAUUAUGGUGCUGGAGCUACUGCACCUCCAUUUUUUGCCCCAACUGUUGCUUCUCCAACCCCCCACCCUUAUUUGUGGGGAAGCCAGCACCCUUUGAUGCCACCAUAUGGGACCCCAGUUCCAUACCCAGCUUUAUAUCCUGCAGGGGGUGUCUAUGCUCAUCCUAAUAUGACCACGACCCCAAACCCAGUGCAGACAAAUGCAGAGUUGGAAGGUAAGGGGCCUGAUGGAAAGGACCGGGCUUCAGCUAAAAAAUCCAAGGGAAUGUCUGGAAAUUCUGGCAAGGGUGGAGAGUCUGCAAAGGCAACUUCAGGUUCAGGAAAUGAUGGCGCUUCACAGAGUGCUGACAGCGGUACAGAUGGUUCUUCAGAUGCAAGCGAUGAGAACAAUAACCAACAGGAUUUUACAGCUAGCAAGAAGGGAAGCUUUGACCAGAUGCUUGCAGAUGGAGCUAAUGCACAUACUAACACUCCUGGGGCCAUUAUUCAAGCUUCUGUGCCUGGGAAUCCUGUAGUCUCAGUACCUGCAACUAAUCUGAAUAUUGGAAUGGACUUAUGGAAUGCAUCACCUGCUGGUGCUGGAGCUGCAAAAGUGAGAGCAAAUCCAUCUGGUGCCUCAUCAGCACAUGUUUCUCCAGCAAUGAUGGGUCGUGAAGGUGUAAUGCCUGAUCAGUGGGUACGGGAUGAACGUGAGCUGAAGAGACAGAAGAGAAAGCAAUCUAAUAGGGAGUCUGCUAGGAGAUCAAGAUUACGCAAACAGGCAGAGUGUGAAGAACUACAAGCAAGAGUGGAAACUUUGAACAACGAGAAUCUCAAUCUCAAGGAUGAGGUCCAGAGGCUUUCCGAGGAAUGUGAAAAGCUUACAUCCGAAAAUAGUUCCAUUAAGGAAGAGUUGACACGAAUAUGCGGACCAGAAGUAGUUGCUAACGUGGAACAGAACGUUGCCACAUCAGUUAUUCAAUCUCAUGGUGACGGCAACAAUUUAAAUUGAAACACUCCUACGAUACGACAGAUAACAUUGCAGUCAGAACAGAAAUUAAUUCAACUCCAGGAAGUAAUGGCAUUGGCCCUAAUGGAUCAUGAAACAUUUAUUUUCCUUACUAAUUUUAUAGCCUUAACCCUUUGUAACUGUUAACUUUUAUGAUAUCUUUACUGAGUUGGGACAUUCCUGAGUCCAUCUGUAUUGUUGUAUUGAUCAAUUGAAGAAAAAAAAAAUCAUAUAGGAGAAUACUUCAGCAACCGUUUAUGUAUUGAAUGGAAUCGCAAUGGAUAUUAGGCUUUCAGUUUAA
Quercus lobata is the source of this 1926-nucleotide messenger RNA. It is a transcript of the gene GBF1, whose product is annotated as G-box binding factor 1. Lineage: Eukaryota; Viridiplantae; Streptophyta; Magnoliopsida; Fagales; Fagaceae. The record is from RefSeq and is a predicted model, not a curated record. Gene Ontology annotation, cellular component: nucleus. Gene Ontology annotation, molecular function: DNA-binding transcription factor activity; sequence-specific DNA binding. Gene Ontology annotation, biological process: regulation of DNA-templated transcription. Bases 519 to 1628 code for a protein of 369 amino acids. The transcript has 12 exons.